Molecule: messenger RNA, 2051 nt
Organism: Ceratosolen solmsi marchali
Lineage: Eukaryota; Metazoa; Arthropoda; Insecta; Hymenoptera; Agaonidae
Exons: 8
Coding region: 337-1677 (446 amino acids)
Source: RefSeq, a predicted model, not a curated record
GCGCGGCGGUCGAGCCUUUAUCUCCCUGACGCGGCAGCCGCCUCCUUCAGUCGAAGUCGACUGGUCGUGUGGGUCGUGCGGCCGAGUCGACGUGUCCACUCCAGCACGAGCGGAUAGCUCAUCUCUGAGAAAGUAAUUCGAAUGCGCGCCGAUCGGCCGUGAGUGUCGCCUUGAAAGAAAGAAAAAAUGCCUGGUCCGAUCGCAUACCCCGAUGGAAGUAAAAAAGUCGAGUAGCUACGAGCCGAUGGUUGCGUGCUGUUUGCUUUUCUUUACAUAAAAUUGCCGUCGGCCUUCUUUUGAUUGGAUUCCCCCGCAGGCUGCUCUCGCUGUGAAAUCAUGUGGAACCGAAAAGUACUUAUCAGGAUAAUCGAGCUGCUUUUGUGCAUCGCAUGUGUCGUGGCUUUGAGGGUGACAGACGACGAGAGCAGAAGAGUCUUCCAUUACUUGCGUAAUAGAAGUCUCGAGUGGUCCCUUCUAAACAAUGUUACCUGGGGCUCCAUCGGUGCUGCUCUUGCGACAGCGACUUGCGGAGGCUACAUUGUCGUAACCGCGGGUCUCCUCAUCGCGGCCAUCAGCGGGGAGCUGAGAGGCCGAAAGACGGAGGUGUUCCUGCUGGGCUUGGGUAUCAUCCUGUUCGGCAUUGUCGGCGCCCUGUCGCUUGCAUCGAUCGAUAGCGUCCCCGGUGAUCUCAUCGACAAUGCCGCGGUCCUCGGUGUCCUCUGCCUCGUCACCGCCCUCGUCUUCAUCGCCGACUUGCUCAUGAGUCCCGUGUUUGGCAAGAAGAAACACGACGGCACGCAGACCAGCGCCAACAAGGAGCAAGCCAAGCACUACGUGACGACGACGACGAUGACGGUGAACGAGAAGGAGCCGCAGCCGAGCCUCUGGCAGCCGCCCACGCCCGAGAUGACGGAGAAGCGGACGAGCGCGAGCGAAUUGCGGCAAAAGGCGGUGGAUGAUGAGUCGAGGGUGGUGAAGAUGGUGGAGGAGGAGGAAGAGGACGAUCGGGAGCAUAGGCUCGAGAGGGCCGAGCGCCAGAUGCGCGAAUAUGCCCAAAACAUCGAGAACGGGCGAGGAGGGCGGGGCAAAAAUCGGGAUCGGGAUCGGGACGAGACGCCCAGGAAGUCAAACGGUUAUUACAGGAACGAGGACAUGUACCAUAGACCGGUGGAUGAGGUGGACAGUAUCCCGCCAUUCCCGACCAACGGCGAGCCGCCCAAGUUUGGAAAGGUCGUCAAUCCUGGUGUGAGGAUAAUGCAAGUAGAUCGGGACGUCGAGCGAGGAUACGAUAAUUACAGGUAUUCCGAUUCAAGUCAGUAUGACAACGUGCCCACGCGAAUGCGCGGCUCUUCCCCAGGAAUCUUAAAGAAGCAGCGCGACGUAUUCUUCGGCGAUCCGCAUCGUUCGCGCGGAUAUCGGCCGCAAGGCGAGCCCCAUCGCCACCACCAUCAGCAUCGCGUCAUCCGGGACGAGAUGGAGAUGCUGGAGGAAUGUUUCGACGAGCUGAGAACGUCGACGAUGACUACGGCAACGCAGACUAUCACCGGCACUAGCGGCGGUCCAAAGUCGACGCCCAUUUCGCCCAACGACCCGGGAUACGUGAGGCACACGGCGAGCAACUGGCCACAGAACCUCAAGCCUCAGUCGCCGCAAUCGGGCACACUUUACGAGCGUUGAGGAGCUUAGCGUUGAGCGUUGAAGAGUUUAUCGUUGAAGAGCCUAAACAUCGGCGCGAUGCAUUUCCAUUUCUACAUUCUCUAUUCUAAUGUAGCCGCUGUUCGCUGUUAAAGAGCCGCUGGGUUCCCGUCAGAGUCGGUCGAUUUUCCAAUUCGCUCGACGCUCCACAUCUUUGGAAAAUCGUUUGAGCUCACUAGUUGAAAGCUCAUCAAAGACUGCUUUCAGAGAUUGUUGUGCUUAAUUGUUCAAACGGUUAAGGUACGUCGAUUUUUUCUCGUGCACAGUUUUAAUUCUUUGGAGAUUACGAAUCCCUUUACAGCUCGAAAUUUUUUUAUAUUACCAUGAGAGAAUAGAAUCGUUGUCCUUGUCUCAUC